Ochlerotatus camptorhynchus is the source of this 379-nucleotide messenger RNA. RefSeq names its product venom peptide SjAPI-like. The record is from RefSeq and is a predicted model, not a curated record. The transcript has a single exon. The coding region runs from base 1 to 360 and encodes 119 amino acids. Lineage: Eukaryota; Metazoa; Arthropoda; Insecta; Diptera; Culicidae.
AUGAAUUCCACGCAACUAGUCGUUGUUCUCUGUUCAGUGGCAGUUUUGAUCUCCUCCAGCAGGGCAGAUGAUGCCGGAAAAGGUAUAAUUUCAUUAAUUGAACCAGUGGAACCAUUUCUCAUGAUCUUGUUCACAGCUCCUUCGAAGCGAUGCGGGGAAAAUGAAGUCUAUCUGGAAUGUGGAAGUGAGUGUCCGCCCACGUGUGCCCCCUGGAGACGCCGCCGGACAACGAUUUGCUCGAGCACGUGCGUGGCUGGCUGUUUCUGCAAAGUACGAUAUGUUCGGGAAUUAUCCGAGGGAAACUGCAUCCGUCCGAGUGAGUGUCGAAGGAUCCUUCGAUCCAGGGGACCAGAAGAGUAGCUGUGGAGUUGUAUUUGCA